Saccharomycodes ludwigii is the source of this 2142-nucleotide messenger RNA. RefSeq names its product Rup1p (gene RUP1). NCBI's taxonomy places the organism in Eukaryota, Fungi, Ascomycota, Saccharomycetes, Saccharomycodales, Saccharomycodaceae. Gene Ontology annotation, biological process: protein deubiquitination. Bases 1 to 2142 code for a protein of 713 amino acids. The transcript has a single exon. Gene Ontology annotation, cellular component: nucleus; cytosol. Gene Ontology annotation, molecular function: protein binding. The record is from RefSeq and is a predicted model, not a curated record.
AUGACCACCGUUGAUGACAGAAUUACAGAUGACUCUAUUCAUACAAUUGUGGAAAUGGGAAUAGACAAAGAAACCGCUGUUAAGGCUUUGGAAUCAACAAAUGGUAAUAUUGAAGAAGCUAUUAACUAUAUUUUCACAGGUGAAUUAAAUUCUUGUCCCACUGCUGAGACAACUAAUAAUGCUAGUUUUAGCACCAUUGCUGCAAAUGAAGAAGAAACAGCAAGUGUUAACAGUAGUAAUGAUGGUGCUAGUGCCAAUGAUGGGGAUCAAACUCGUGAGGAUUUAUCUUUGGAUACUAUAAUUUCCCAAUUAAAUUCUAAAUUAAAUACUGAUUUCAAUGUAAUUUUCAAAUCGGAUGUUAAUUUGCCGACAGUUAUGUUGCCGCCAUUUAAACAAUCAUAUAUCAUGCAAAGUUAUUUAUCCCUAUUUUUAUACACUUUGGCAUACAAUUUUCCAUAUUCACCAAGUUUUUUAACGCCUGUUACUGAUUCUACUAUAGCUACUAACAAUGUUGACCUAAAUUAUGAUAUCAAUUGGUUCAAACAUAAUAGUCAUCCAUUCAAGCCAAAACACCUACUUGAUACUAAUGCCAAUAAUAAUAGUUUUUUAGAUUCCCACCCUCAAAUUAUAUGGCAAUUUCAAAAAAUGUUGUCCACAAUUAUACUGCCCAGUCAUAGAAAUUAUAUUUCAACAACUAUUUUUAACGAUAAAGUUUUUUAUCCGGGGACUAUAAAGGCUCUACAAAAAUAUGACCAUCUAAGUGAUAUUCUAAAUGUAUUUAUCAAAGACGUGAUUACUGACUUUAGUUCCUGUAAUACCGCUAAUAGUACAGCACUCAAUAAAUUGCUAGUCACGUCGUCGUGUUAUUUCGACUGGUCGAAUAUUACUAAAAAAUAUGAAAGACAAAGUUGCAAAACUUACUUGCUACAUUUCCCAUAUGAUGAAUUUGACUGGAAUCUAUAUAAGAUGUUUAAUAAUUUGUUUAUUAUAGAUGAAGAAGAUUUUGAACAGGAUCAAGAAAAUUGCAAUAUGUUGGAGAAUAUAAGUUACAAUUUUACGAUUAUAUUAGACGAAGAAGAACAUCAUACUUAUAAUAGUUCUGCAGCAAACAACAACACUAGCCUUGGUGUUGAAAUACCAAUGGAAUUUUAUCCGCAAAUAUAUACUGAAGAUAUAUUGAAGAAUUUUGUAUAUAAGGAAUUACUUGCAACCAGAAAACAGUUGUUAAAGGAAUACAAUGAAUUGAGCCGUGAAUUAAUGUUAAAAUACAAGUCAUUCCAGGGGAAAUCUAUAAUGUCCUUUUUAAACACCACUUUAGAUUAUUAUUGUGCUUCAAAUACUGUUAAUAAGGAUAGUGACAACGCCGGGAAUGAACUUGAUGUCGUUGCUUCUACAUUAAUUGAUGUGAAGCAGAGAUUGUCAGAGAAAAAAAAGUUAAUUGUUGAGAGAAUGAAUGAAAUAAAAACAGACUUGAACAAUAAAUAUGAUAUCAAUAAAGCGCAAUUGAAUCCAAGUAUAUUGGAUGCAUUGGGUGGAACUGCCAAUAAUAAUACUAACUCUCAUUAUAGCUUAGAUUUAGAGAAUGAUGUUUAUUUGUUAAGAAGUGUGAUUAUUAAUCCAUUCAAUUAUUAUGUAAUUGACACGUCUAGCAAUAAAACUUUUGCCACUAAUGCCAAUAUUAAUAAAAACAAUAAAUGGAUACACAUUACAAUAACCUUGAAAGAACCAUAUAUCAUUAGAGAAACUGGUGUGGAACCACAAGAAGUCAUAGAUGUGGUUAAGGAAUCCACAAAGAAGGGAUAUUUAGAGUAUCCAAUUGUAUUGCAAUAUUGUCAAAGGGGGAAAUUACUUGAAAAUUUAAAAUUCAAACAAAAGUCUGCUACUAGUUCGAUUUUACAGUUUAACGAAUCGGAUGAAGUAGAGCUCUUAAGGGAGAAUCUACAAAAAAAUGCCACCUUUAUUGAUAAGAAAGAUCAAAAUGUAACGUGUACAGCUAAAGAGAAAGAAACUGAUUUAAUCGAUUUAAAUGAGGAAGUCAAUACUAAUACAAUUGCUGUUGACAGUAGUCACGGGGAGCAAGAUGAAGAUGACCAAUCCAUAAUAGAAAAUGAAAAACCUGUAACCUCAUCAUCCAUCCUUUAA